GCGAUACUUUUUGAUGUGGUCAGAAACUUUCAGUGUCACGAUGCAAACUGUUUUUUGCGCUGCUUCCUUGUAGUAGAGUUCGGGCGCGCUACAAUUAAGGUUGAAUGAAAAACGCGUCGCGUAACAAAGAACGUAUAGACAAAGCAUCGUAUACAAAAGGCUUAACAAGCAAGUCCCCUCUUCUCGAUAUGAAAUGCCAUCAUGUCCUCACAAUGGAAAAAGGAAAUUGCAAAAAGGCGAGCGAAACUUUUGGAACUACAGGAAAGACGCGAGCAGCGUCGUAAGGGACGCGUUUCAGAACUCUCCGUCCACUGUCCGAGACAAGAUGAGAAGUUUGUAGACGUGGAUUCCAUUUUGUCGGAACUACUAGGACCAAACGAAAACCUGCUGCUGACAAGCAGUAAAACAGCCGAAGUAGGGACUGAGUCAAUUGCUUUUAAGCAACGAGAACAGCAACACGGUCGACCGACGUUAGCACAAACCGAAAUUUUGUCCUUGAUCCAGCAACCAAAUAUUACACUUCCUAAACGGCAACAGUACAACAAGUCUGUGCAGGUUGACACAGUACAGCAAACAGAUGAGGAAGAAACCGAUCCAAACGACAUCGCCAACAAAACACCACUAUCAGAACAGGAAAGAUUGCCCCAGCAAGAGCAAAAAGACCUACCUCCUGCCUAUGAGCCUCCAACGACUAAUAAGCAGUUACGUUUUGCAGAAGAGAGCGAACUUGAGGAAAAACAGCUGCAUAUCAACACAUUCCUUCGAACUGCAAAAAAAAGAGCAUGCAGAGCUUUGAUGCAAAAUGUCGCAAAUAUCUUUGCAGAGUUCAACAUUGACGACGAAGGCGACGAAGGAAUCGAGGUGGACCAGGGAAUGGGCCUCACUUGCACCACAGAGUUCACGAACGAAAAGAUUGUACAAAACAGAGCCGUGAACGGAGUUGCGUAUUCUCUAAAACACGACGGCUCUAUUCUGGCAGCGUACACAAGUGAUACGAGUUUCUCAGCUAUCAACGGGCUCGUGGCAGCAUGGAAUCCGCACUUACUGCAAGCACCCGAAUAUACAUUACAGUGUGAAAGCGAAGUCAUAACCAUCGCUGCAUCUCCCGCGCAUGCACAUAUUGUGUGUGGAGGAGCCAACAAUGGCCAGCUUUAUAUAUGGGAUAUUCGCCAAGGACCGUUACCCGUCUUGUCUUCUUCGUUACUCUUUGGAGGACACUCCAUGCCCGUCUGUGGUCUUCAAUAUAGCAGUUCGCAAGCAGGCAGCAGCAUCAUCAGCUGCAGCACAGAUGGAACAGUUAAAAGCUGGGAAUCAACCAUGCUCACGCGUCCCGCAGGAGAAAUCACACUUGUUCACACCGAACAAGCCUCCAACUAUCAGGAACCCUAUGCAUCGACGAAUGCAACACAGUCGACGCUAUCACCCUCCAGUAUGGCGCUCUGUAAAUCAAAUAAAGGCUAUAUCACCGUGGGCCUGGAAAAUGGAUGCAUGUGCACAACUAGCUUGCUAGACGUUGUUACACAAACAGACACACAGAAACAUUUAGACCCGACACCAGCACAUAGCUGUUUCGUCACUGGUGUCGACAUUUCUAGCCACUUUGAUCCAGAUGCACCUUCCAUGGAAUCAGACUACGUCCUAACAAGUGGACUUGAUGCAGUCGUAAGGCUGUGGUCACUUCGUGAGGAAGCAGAAGAUUCAGAAACGACAAGCGUUCCGUCUGAAGAAUCAACACCGCUUAGCAUAAGUUCAAAGCUUCUCCAUGAAUUUCCUCACGAAGACAUAGUGUUUGAUGUAAAGUGGAACCCUAUAGACACGGAUAUUUGGGCGAGUGUGGAUGGAAACGGUUGUAUUCGAACAUGGAGCAUUGCUAACGAAACGAAGCCGAUGCUUGCAAAGGCGACAACCCGUGAAGAGAGCGCAUUAAAUCGACUAGCAUGGGAACCGCGUUACGGAAAUCAUAUAGCUUGUGGAGGCCUUUCCGGAAAAGUGCAUGUAUACCAAAAGCUCUCCGGAUAGCAUUCUCGGAAGGAAUAGCAUCCUGUAAGGUUGUUCAGAGAACGAACCCCAGAAUAACGGCAUCGCGUACCUUCCUAACCUUCUCGUUCUAGGCGUACAUAGCAAGGCCUAUUUUUUUGGGUAAACAUCAUACUACCUCUAAUCGUGAAAACAUUCAUAAGAUGGCUUCUAAAAAGCAGUUCUGUGUUACAAAGGAGUAUCCGCACAUACGGCUUAAUCCUUCUCAGCAAUGCUUUGCAGUCUGGCACCAAUUUCCUCCUCAUCCAACAUACGAAAAGGCUUGUCGCCUUCAACAAUGCCAACUUGGAGUUCACUGGCUUUGAAAUCUGUGCUGAGACUACUCAUCAAGGCUUGAAUACAUGUCUCCACUGUCUCGUCAACAUUUUUAGGCUCGCCAAAGCGCUUUAAUUGCUUUUCCAACCAGUUCAUUGUUUCCGUUUGCUUAGGACCAGCACUGGUAGCCUUGUAACCAAUAAAGAAUCCUGCGGGAUCCAACUUGUACAAAAGAGGUCCCUUUUCCUCGUCCACAGAUACAAUAGUCAUAGCAACUCCCAAGGGUCUCAUGGCAGCUCUUUGCGUAUGAACCUGAUUGAUGUUGGCCAUUCUCUUGGCUAAAACAUCACAAGGCAUAGGAUAACCGUACUUAUAUUCAAAUUCAGCUGCUUCAGCACGGGCACGAAUUACCUGGGCACGAGCAUCUGCAAUUGAACCGGUCAUAACGCAUCCAAUCGAGUCGCUAAUGCGAAAAACAUGGUUUACUGUGCUGGCAUCAACCAACUUAUCGGGAAUUUUCUUCUGUGUAACUACACAUGCACAAUUUUUGCCGGUCGCACUAGCAGACGUAAUUCCAGCGUUAUUGAAAGCUUUAAAAGCGUACUCUACUUGGUAUAAACGACCUUCUGGCGAGAAUACAGUGAUCGUUCUGUCAAAUCCUCUUGCUUGAGACAUGUUUUCCGGGCGUUUGUUGUUGGUUCUUGGCAGGUGCGAGCUGCGUGUGCUCGCGCGUACUCCCAUCUCUCUAGAUUUGGUGGUCCGCGGUGACACCGGGACUGCCGCGGAACAAGAAUUAAAUGCAAAACACGACGCGUGAAUUUAAACUUUCACGAUUGGACGUAGAGAGUUACGAUUUCUGCUGUUUUGCAAAAAUACUCCGUUUUAAGCUCGCGCAAAUCAUUAGAAAAGAACGUCUAUGAAUUUCUGAAGCUUUCGUA
This is a messenger RNA of Schizosaccharomyces japonicus yFS275, 3230 nucleotides long. RefSeq names its product dynein intermediate chain Dic1. Bases 202 to 2019 code for a protein of 605 amino acids. The transcript is spliced from 2 exons. The record is from RefSeq and is a predicted model, not a curated record. Gene Ontology annotation, cellular component: cytoplasm. NCBI's taxonomy places the organism in Eukaryota, Fungi, Ascomycota, Schizosaccharomycetes, Schizosaccharomycetales, Schizosaccharomycetaceae.